CGCCCCCCGCGCUCCCGCCUCUUCGUUCUCCUCAGUGGAUCUCGAAGCCUCUUCCCGCCGCCGCCUCCGGUGGAGCAGUCCCGGCGGGGCACCAUGCCCAGUAAAACCAAGUACAACCUUGUGGACGACGGGCACGACCUGCGAAUCCCCUUGCACAACGAGGACGCCUUCCAGCACGGCAUCUGCUUCGAGGCCAAGUACGUGGGAAGCCUGGAUGUGCCGAGACCUAACAGCCGAGUAGAGAUCGUGGCAGCCAUGCGCCGCAUCCGGUAUGAGUUUAAAGCCAAGAACAUCAAGAAGAAGAAAGUGAGCAUUAUGGUUUCAGUGGAUGGAGUGAAAGUGAUUCUGAAGAAGAAGAAAAAGCUUCUUUUAUUGCAGAAAAAAGAAUGGACGUGGGAUGAGAGCAAGAUGUUGGUGAUGCAGGACCCUAUCUACAGGAUCUUCUAUGUCUCUCAUGAUUCCCAAGACUUGAAGAUCUUCAGCUAUAUCGCUCGUGAUGGUGCCAGCAAUAUCUUCAGGUGUAACGUCUUCAAAUCCAAGAAGAAGAGCCAAGCGAUGCGAAUUGUCCGCACGGUGGGCCAGGCCUUUGAGGUCUGCCACAAGCUGAGCCUGCAGCACACCCAGCAGAAUGCAGAUGGCCAGGAGGAUGGGGACAGUGAGCGGCACAGCAGCAGCUCGGGGGAACCAGGCCGACAGCUCACUGGAGCCGAAAGGGUCUCCACCGUCACCGCAGAGGAGACUGACAUCGACGCGGUGGACGUGUCCCCUCUCCCAGGGAACGACGUCCUGGAAUUCAGCCGAGGAGUGACUGAUCUGGAUGCCGUAGGGAAGGACGGAGGCCUGCACACGGACUCCAAGGUCUCCCCACAAGCCCAGGAGCCGGUGCUGACUGCCUCGCCCAGGAUGCUGCUGCCCUCAUCCUCCUCGAAGGCCCCAAGCGCCGGGACACCACUGUCCACCCACCACCAGAUGCAGCUCCUGCAGCAGCUCCUCCAGCAGCAGCAGCAGCAGACACAAGUGGCUGUGGCCCAGCCUGGCCCUGCCCCCACUUCUCAUGGAGGAGCUGGAGUCCAGGUCCACUUGCUGAAGGACCAGCUGGCUGCGGAGGCUGCAGCGCGGCUGGAGGCCCAGGCCCGCGUGCACCAGCUCCUGCUGCAGAACAAGGACAUGCUGCAGCACAUCUCUGUGCUGGUGAAGCAGGUGCAGGAGCUGGAGCUGAAGCUGUCAGGACAGAACGCCAUGGGCUCCCAGGACAGCCUGCUGGAGAUCACCUUCCGCUCGGGAGUGCUGCCUGUGCUCUGUGACCCCACCACACCCAAGCCAGAGGACCUGCCUUCACCACCGCCGGGUGCUGGCUUGGCUGACCUGGGCCCCCCGGUGGGCAGCCCCCUAGUCGACCAUAGUAUGUUCGAGAAUUUGAACACAGCUCUCACUCCCAAGCUCCAAUCCAGCCGCUCCGUCCCCCAUCUGUCCAGGCCUACAGCCCCCAGCUCCACCACCCUGGGACCCAUGGAGCCUGGCGGAACGGGGCUCUGGGUGGGCAGUGGUCAGCACCUCAGGAACCUGGGCAGAGCCAUGGGGGCCAAAGUGAACGACUUACUACGGAGAAAGGAACCCUGGAGCCUGGGGGGCCUGAGCGUGAUGGAGGUCAACAGGACUGCCAGGGCCCAGCUGGCCAGUGGGGCUGACCUGGAGGAUGAAAGGUUGGCCCUGCAAGAGGCAUUCCCUCGGCUGGACCCUCCACCUCCCAUCACCAGGAAGCGGACCCCGCGGGCCCUGAAGACCACCCAAGAUAUGCUGAUUUCCUCGCAGCCUGUCCUGAGCAGUCUGGAGUGUGGGACAGAGCUGUCACCAGGGCAGCCACAGGACUCCCCUGUGGCCCAGCCCAUCUCAGAUGACGCUUCACAGCCAGAAGCCACCCCAGAGGAGGUGGAUAGGAGCGAGGUUGUGCCCAAUGGAGAGGUUGCCCUGUCUGUUCCUGACCUAAUCCACAAGGACAGCCAGGAUGAAUCCAAGGUCAUGAUGACAGAGUGCAGAAGGGCCUCCUCCCCGGGCCUCAUGGAGAGAAAUGGGCUCAAACUCAGCCUCAGCCCCAUCAGCCUGACUGAGUCGCUGGAGGACAGCAGCCUCCCUUCUCAGGCCCGGACCUCCAGCCUUGACAGUGAGGGUCCUCACCCAGACCUGCUGUCCUUUGAGUAGAGCCUCAUCUUGCCCAGCACACCCCUCCCCUCAGCUCUCUGCCGUGUGCCCCAGCCCUUGCCCUGGCCAUGUCUUCGCAGGAGGCACCAGAUGAGCACCAGCCCAGUAGGGGCCAGAAGUCCAUGGCCUAAGGAGCGAUGUCCCAGUUAAGGUGUGUCUGCAGAGUGGCGGCCUCUGGGGUCUGUCCCUGGUUCUCGAUUCCAUUGGCUUAUCCAGGGGCUGAAGCUCCUCUCUCCCUGGUCAUCUUGGAUUCCACUGAAUUUCUGGGUCACCAGCCGGGGUGAUGGACCUUUUCCUGUGUCCUCACAUGCCUGCCCCUGCUCUCUGGAGUCCAUGCUUGAGUCCUGCCUUCUCCCUCGAGACCCAGAGCUCCUUCCUUGGUAAGACCCAGAGCUCCUUCCUUGGUAUCAGGCUGAAGGAGGCAUGAAGCGUUCGGCUUGAUGAUGGGCACAGACCCAGAAAGCCACACACCUGAGCCCAGCCACGCUCCAGGUUCCGAGGCAGCAUGGAUCCCAGGAUGUCUGUGCUCUGGCACCGUGGCAGUGACCAGAGAAGCUGCUUCCCGGGCCUGAGACUCAGGCCGCAUGCUUGUCCAGGAUUCCUGGGGGGUGGGGGGGUCUAUCUAGUCAGAUGGAGAGACAUGGUGCCUUGGAGUGAGCACAACUCCAACCCCUGGCCCAGCUGUGAGGUGUUGCCGGGUGCUGGGAAGAGGAUACCAGGGCCACACUUGGGCUUCCUUCCUGUGUGUGACUCCAAGGCCUACCAGAGCCCCCCAGAAACCCCCAAGAACAUUCUGGUCACUUUGGGGAGACCUUUCAAGUGGGGUGGUCCUGGCAACAGGGUGCUGGUCCCAAGGGAGUGAAGAGAAGCUGGAGUGAAGGCAGUGAAUUCAGAACAGGGCAGGGGCUGUCACUGGGGAUGAGAGCAGCUUUCCAGGGCCCACACCACACCCUGAAGGAUGCAGCACUAGGAUCUCAGCGUGGUGCAUGUGGGAGCCAGAGGGAAGGCAGGGACUUGAGUCCCCUAAAGGGACCUCUACUCUCCUGUCCCUCACCUCAUGCUGCUGUUCCUGCUCAGUCUUUGGGGUCUCUGUGAGGGCUGGCUCUACCUGGCCUUGCCCUGCAGGGUUAACCUAUCUUUGCACGCCUGUCUCCUAGCAGAAGCCUUGCAGUGCUGUCUUCUUCCUGUGGCCAGGAAAUCCUGUCAGGGACUAGGGGGAGGGGGAAGACCCAACAUGGGGGCCUUAUAAGCAAGAAGAGAACAUCCCCUCUUUUGAACAGGUCCCUGGGAGAAGGCAGGAAAGGCCCGUCCAGUGUGGGCUACCCCUUCUGAUUCCUGCUGCCUCCGUUUUUCUGUCCACUGUUUCGGUUGCCCACCUGUGAGUUCUGGGGCUCCCAGAACUCACUUCCCUCUCGCCUCAUCACCCUGGUCUGCUCCCCUCCCACUUCUCCUGCCAGCUCUUACUGACCUGAGGUCUAGAGGAGAUCCUUUCCCACCUCCACUCCUCCACUAUAGGCCUGGGAACUCAGGAGAUCCUAUUUCUACCACCUCUGCUAACAGCUCUAGGUCUGUGUGGUGGAGACCACCAGUGUAUCCUUCCUUGCUCCUGCAGCCCUGCUCACCUUUCUUCUCUCCUGUCUUCAUCACCCUGAAAGUAAGGCUCACACAGUGACCCUUGCUUCCCUUCCCUCUGAGGGCCUAUGCUGGGAGGGGCCUGGUUUCAUGGGAGCUUCCUUACCAGAAGCUCAGUUUGCUUCUCUGGUGGGAAACUUUGAGAGCAGCUGCACCCAGUGGUGGCAGUAGCCAGAGAAACGAGUGUCCCAGGCCUGGGCUGCUUUCAGUACCCUGCUCCCCACUCCAUACCCAGCCUCCAUUCAAGUCCUGGCCUUAGACCUAGGAGCAGCAAAGGAACCUAUCACACCUCCCCAGGAUGGUCCUAGGAUGUUAGGGUGACCCUCAGACUUCCUCAGACCGUGUCUGAUAGUGAAUGAGAGGCCACAGGACUCCACUCCGUUCCUAGCUCGUUCUCUGUGAUCUCCACCCCACCACCAUGCAGCACAGGUGGGCAACUACCUCAGUGGGCUUUUGAGGCUAAAAUCUGAUUCUAGACGCUGCAGAUGUUGCCUGGUGCUAGGACCUAUGUGCCAUCCAGACAAGGACUUCUAAUCCUGCUGAGGACCUCAGCUUAGACCCUCUCUCUGUUGAGACAGGACUCAUCUUCCCAUGUCCACCUCAGUGGCCUGACCUUCCUGUGAUUGUAGCACACCCCAUCCCAACGCACACACACACACACACACACACACAUACAC
Molecule: messenger RNA, 4508 nt
Organism: Condylura cristata (star-nosed mole)
Lineage: Eukaryota; Metazoa; Chordata; Mammalia; Eulipotyphla; Talpidae
Gene: NOS1AP
Product: nitric oxide synthase 1 (neuronal) adaptor protein
Exons: 13
Coding region: 94-2199 (701 amino acids)
Molecular function (GO): nitric-oxide synthase binding
Source: RefSeq, a predicted model, not a curated record